Molecule: messenger RNA, 665 nt
Organism: Trichomonas vaginalis G3
Lineage: Eukaryota; Parabasalia; Trichomonadida; Trichomonadidae
Exons: 1
Source: RefSeq, a predicted model, not a curated record
AUGUACGCCGCUCAGAAUAUAACGCCAACAGUUUUGGAUGCCAUGAACGGAAAUGUUUCCGAAUGGUAUAACGAAUGCGACAAUGCCAUUAGAAGGUCAGAAAUAGUUCCUGGAACUUACGAAUAUACAACUGCUGUUUCUUAUGGAAACGUAGGUGAGUUUGGAGAAGGUUCUUCAACAACAGUAGAUAUUGCUUGCGACAGGUUUCAUAUUAUUUCUAUUGACAACUCAUUCUUAUACGUGGAACAAGACAUUGAAAUAAAACCUUCUGCCAAGUUGUCUGACAAGAAAGGUUGCAAUGGAAUUUUCUAUGUCGGAUACCAAUAUGCUCCAGAAGUUUUCAUGGGAUAUAAGAUAUAUUCUAACUCUGACUUAGUUCAAACAGUAACAUGGGCAAACUCUGAAUGGUUCGCUUUGAGAAACUCAGUACAACCACAAGCUAGAGAACAAACAGACCAGUAUGCAACUAUUGAGAAAAUAAGAAGACUUGACCCUAACGUUCCAGGAGUUUAUGUUAACCUUUCUGGUUCAGAUGGAACUGCUGCCACUAAAGUAAAACUGAAACUUAGAGUUCCUUUGUCAUCUUUCCUCAUCUUCAGGUUUUUAAGAUACUUGCCAAACUGGGCAGGAAAAAUUUCUAUCGAACUUACUCCAAGCAAAAAUAA